Messenger RNA from Rotaria sp. Silwood2, 207 nucleotides. The record is from the annotation of a GenBank genome assembly. Lineage: Eukaryota; Metazoa; Rotifera; Eurotatoria; Philodinida; Philodinidae.
AUGAGUGUAACUAUGGUAACUGUAAAUUCAGUAUCACAUGAUGAUGUUAAUGAUUCAUUUGAUCGACCACGACCCAAGUUAACUGCUUCUCAACGAACAAAUAAAGAAUUAAGACGACUUGGUGCUAAACGACAAAAAGAAUCAAGUGAUGAAUCACCACCAAAACGACAACGAAAACCAAAGCGAUUUGCUGAUGAAGAUUAUUAA